Messenger RNA from Lontra canadensis (Northern American river otter), 963 nucleotides. RefSeq names its product developmental pluripotency associated 2 (gene DPPA2). Bases 1 to 963 code for a protein of 320 amino acids. The transcript is spliced from 7 exons. Gene Ontology annotation, molecular function: chromatin binding. NCBI's taxonomy places the organism in Eukaryota, Metazoa, Chordata, Mammalia, Carnivora, Mustelidae. Gene Ontology annotation, biological process: system development. The record is from RefSeq and is a predicted model, not a curated record. Gene Ontology annotation, cellular component: nucleus.
AUGGCGUACUCCGCUUACGAGAACAAUGAGCAGAAUUUCUCUGAAGAGGCAGUAGAGGAAGAAAGUGUGAUUCUCACAUUGGUUCCAGUGAAUGAGGAGCCUAAUGAAGAACAUCAAAUGGAACCAAGUGUUUCUUCAACUUCAGAAAUCAGCCUGAUGAUGCCUGGGUCAAGUGAUAAAGUUUGUCAUCCUCAGAUAAAUGAGCAAUUCAAGUUUUGUCCAAAACACAGUUGUAAUAUGCAAGUCCUUCCCUUACCAACCAGUUUGCCUUCAUUUAAUAAAGUACGUUGGGACACUUUGCGGAACUGGUGCCAACAACUGAAUUUGAGUACCGAUGGCCGGAAAAUAGAGGUUUAUAUGAGGCUCCAGAAACAUGCUUACCCUGAAAUAAACCAGAAUAUUCCUGAAACAUCACCAGAAGCUAAAUUGCAGUCAUGUUCAAGGAAAGGCAAGAUGGUGGCCAAGAAAGCAAGGCUUUGGAAAAGUUGUAAGAAGAGUGAGAGAGAGGAGGGGAUUAAUACAGUCGAGGUGGUAACAUCAGCACAGGAAGGCAUGUUGGCAGCAUGGUCAAGAAUUGCUGCGAGAGCCAGUCAGUCCAAGUCUGUGAAUUCACGUUCCAUUCCUGCUUCUGUUGAGACCUUUCUGCUGCAAGCCUCUGGUGUCCGGUGGUGUGUGGUCCAUGGCAGACCUCUCUUGGCAGACACACAAGGUUGGGUUCGCCUGCAAUUUCAUGCAGGUCAGGCCUGGGUGCCUGACACUCCCAAAAGGAUGAUCUCUCUCUUCCUGUUACCCGCCUGCACUUUCCCACCCCCAGGCCUAGAAGACAACAUGUUAUGCCCUGAAUGUGUGAAGAGAAAUAAGAAGAUGAUGAAAAGAUUAAUUGCACUGGGGAAGGAAAAGCGACCUCGUUUGAAUAGACCAACAUCAUUCCCUUUGGAUGGGCCAUAUCUUAAUAAAGAAUAA